GAAAAUUUUUUCUUAUAUAUGAUGAUGACAAAGUUGUAUUCAAAGUGUUGAAUUUGUUUUUAUUUUAAUCACUAAUAUUAUCGUUUGUGGAUGGCAUAAAAAUUUUCAAUACAAAUCAUAUUUUGUUCCAAAAAUUUCAUUAAAAAAAAAUUAUGGGAUUAUCAUCGGCAGCUCGUGGUCAUAUGCGUCCAUUUGGUGGCCGUAGUCCACCAUUUCUUGUUGCAACAUUAUGUGUUGGUAUUUGUGUAUUGGGUAUCAGUUAUUGGCGACUUGGUAUUCAAUAUAAUGAUCUUGAAGAUCAGCUACGACGAUUGAUACAGAAAAAAGAUUCAUUAGAAGCAAAUGAAUCAUUCAUCAGUAAACAAUUAGAAUUACGUGAAGAAAAUUUCAGUGAAGCUAAAGUAAAUCUGCAGAAAAAAGAAAAAGAAUUAUUAGAUCUACAGAAACGUUUUGAUGAACAAUCAGAAAUGUUGAUAACGAUGAAAAAAACCAAUAAUGAUUUUGAACAUACUGUGAAUGAUUUACAUAACAAAAUGAAAACAAAAGAAACCAUUAUCAGUGGAUUACGUGAAAAAAAUCAAAUUUUGAUUGAUGAAAAUAAAAAAUUAAAAUCUGAUUAUAUGGAUGUAAAAUCACGUUUAGAUUCACAAUCAUCUAAACAACAUAUUCAAUCAUCAUCAUCAUCUAUUAAAAAUGCUGAUGAAUCAAUUUUAAAAGCUCAACAACAACAACAACAACAACUGGAACGAUCUCAAUUAACAAAUGUGAUACAUUCACCACCAUCAUCAUUGAAUAAUGAUAAUAAUAACAAUCCGAUUCCAUUACCACCGAAAUUAUCAUCAUUGCCAUCAUCUUCAAUGGCACCUGGUAUUGUUGUUGAAGCACAAUCACAAGCUGUUGCUGCUAUUCCAGAAACGAUACAUAAACAGCAACAACCACCACCAGAACAACAACAAAAUUCUGAUCAAAUACAUCAUCAUUCAAAUGAACAAAUUCAAAAGCCAAAAAUUGAUCCAGUUAUAAAAUUGAUUAAAAAUAAUGUUGGUUCAUUGGAUGAUAACAAUGAUCAUCAAAGACAACCAAAAUCGUUUAAUCAAAUUUUAGAUUUUUGA
Dermatophagoides farinae (American house dust mite) is the source of this 1112-nucleotide messenger RNA. The record is from RefSeq and is a predicted model, not a curated record. Lineage: Eukaryota; Metazoa; Arthropoda; Arachnida; Sarcoptiformes; Pyroglyphidae.